UUCCUGACGACACCGGAAAUGCCUCCAGGGCGCCUGCGCAGUAUUUCCGCGGCGUGAGACUGUCCCCGGUUCUGAGAAUUCCUUCUUUUCCUUCCUCGCGGUCUGUUUACCUUCUGCGAAUCUACCAGCUUCUGCGUUCGUUCUGCUUCCCGCCGCUGGCUGCGAGCCGCGGCGCGACUCAGUGAGACAUAUAAGAAGAAGCUGAAUGAAUGGGCCAAAAUGAGUCUCUUUGGAACAACUUCAGGUUUUGGAACUGGUGGUACCAGCAUGUUUGGUGGCACAACUACAGAUAAUCACAACCCGAUGAAGGAUAUUGAAGUAACAUCCUCUCCUGAUGAUAGCAUCGGUUGUCUGUCUUUCAGCCCACCAAAUCUGCCUGGAAACUUCCUUAUUGCUGGGUCAUGGGCUAACGAUGUUCGAUGUUGGGAAGUUCAGGAUAGCGGACAAACUAUCCCAAAAGCCCAACAAAUGCACACUGGGCCUGUACUGGAUGUCUGCUGGAGUGAUGAUGGGAGCAAAGUAUUUACAGCAUCUUGUGAUAAGACUGCAAAGAUGUGGGAUCUCAACAGCAAUCAGGCAAUACAGAUUGCACAGCAUGAUGCUCCUGUUAAAACCAUACAUUGGAUCAAAGCACCAAACUACAGCUGUGUGAUGACUGGGAGCUGGGACAAGACAUUGAAGUUUUGGGAUACACGAUCUUCUAAUCCUAUGAUGGUUUUACAACUCCCUGAAAGGUGUUACUGUGCUGACGUGAUAUAUCCUAUGGCUGUGGUAGCAACUGCAGAGAGGGGAUUGAUUGUCUAUCAAUUAGAGAAUCAACCUUCUGAGUUCAGGAGGAUAGAAUCUCCACUGAAACAUCAGCAUCGAUGUGUGGCUAUUUUUAAAGACAAACAGAACAAGCCGACUGGUUUUGCCCUAGGAAGUAUUGAGGGAAGAGUUGCUAUUCACUACAUCAACCCCCCAAAUCCUGCCAAAGAUAACUUUACCUUUAAAUGUCAUCGAUCUAACGGAACCAAUACUUCAGCUCCUCAGGACAUCUAUGCGGUCAAUGGAAUCGCAUUCCAUCCUGUUCAUGGCACCCUUGCAACCGUCGGAUCUGAUGGUAGAUUCAGCUUUUGGGACAAAGAUGCCAGAACAAAACUUAAAACCUCGGAACAGUUAGAUCAGCCUAUAUCUGCCUGCUGCUUUAAUCACAAUGGAAACAUUUUCGCAUAUGCCUCCAGCUAUGACUGGUCAAAGGGACAUGAAUUUUAUAAUCCCCAAAAGAAAAAUUACAUUUUCCUUCGCAAUGCAGCAGAAGAACUAAAACCAAGGAAUAAGAAGUAGUGACUGAACUACUGAGUUGUCCAGAGGUGUUUUCACUCCAUCUACCUAAUUUCCAUGUGAAUUUGGGUUCCAGCUUUUGGUGGGUUGUCUGCCAAGGACAUGGAGUUCAACCCCUGGAGAAAAUGUCAUUGUUCCAGUCAAGAGCCCAGCUGUCCUCUAACUGGUCUCCAUUCCACUGCCUGUCAUAGUCCUUCUAUGGCACUAAGGGGAUAAGAGUGAUUAUAGAAGUUAGAUUCAAGUGGGCAACUGUCAGGUAUUUCAAACUGCUUCAUUCAGCAAUGUAUGUAUUAGAGAAUAUUGGGAAAUAUUCUGUGAACCCUGUACUCUAUUUUGUAAUAAAAUAUUUUGAAGAUUACCUA
Messenger RNA from Erinaceus europaeus (western European hedgehog), 1685 nucleotides. It is a transcript of the gene RAE1, whose product is annotated as ribonucleic acid export 1. Bases 220 to 1326 code for a protein of 368 amino acids. Gene Ontology annotation, biological process: RNA export from nucleus; transcription-dependent tethering of RNA polymerase II gene DNA at nuclear periphery. Gene Ontology annotation, cellular component: nuclear pore. Lineage: Eukaryota; Metazoa; Chordata; Mammalia; Eulipotyphla; Erinaceidae. The record is from RefSeq and is a predicted model, not a curated record. Gene Ontology annotation, molecular function: ubiquitin binding; RNA binding. The transcript has 13 exons.